This is a messenger RNA of Tachyglossus aculeatus (Australian echidna), 12803 nucleotides long. RefSeq names its product utrophin (gene UTRN). Gene Ontology annotation, cellular component: plasma membrane. The transcript is spliced from 75 exons. The coding region runs from base 337 to 10626 and encodes 3429 amino acids. Gene Ontology annotation, biological process: synaptic signaling. Gene Ontology annotation, molecular function: zinc ion binding; protein binding. The record is from RefSeq and is a predicted model, not a curated record. NCBI's taxonomy places the organism in Eukaryota, Metazoa, Chordata, Mammalia, Monotremata, Tachyglossidae.
GGGGAAGCCCCCGGCCCCAGCAGGACCAGGACCAGGAGCAGAAGAAGCGGGAAGGGACGGUAACAAGUCGCGCCCACAAAGUUGUGCCGUUCGGCCGUCCCAGGGGCGGGAACCGCCGCAACUCGGUGGAGAAGGAGCCAACUGGACCCCUGAAACUGCCAAAGACCAGCCCGAUCCCUCUUGCGGUUCCUCGCUCAAGGGAAAACAUUUGUAUAUCAGGCAACCUUGGUGCGUGUGCCGCCGAUUCCAGGUAUUGAUGCCAAACCAGACCUGCAUAGAAAGGAUCUAUUCUUAAAAGAGGACUUCAUAAGGCUUUAAGAUUAAGUCUCUGCAAGGAUGGCAAAGUGUGGGGAGCAAGAUGACAGACCCGAUGAGGGGUCGAACAGUGAAUUCAGUGACAUCAUUAAGUCCAGAUCAGACGAACAUAAUGAUGUACAGAAGAAAACUUUUACCAAAUGGAUAAAUGCUCGCUUUUCAAAGAGUGGGAAACCACUGGUCAAGGAUAUGUUUACAGAUCUCAAAGAUGGGCGAAAGCUGUUGGAUCUUCUGGAAGGACUCAUAGGAACUUCACUGCCGAAAGAACGUGGUUCCACCAGGGUUCAUGCUUUAAAUAAUGUCAACCGAGUUCUUCAAGUUUUACACCAGAAUAAUGUGGAAUUGGUGAAUAUAGGAGGGACGGAUAUUGUAGAUGGAAAUCACAAACUGACACUGGGAUUACUUUGGAGCAUCAUCUUGCACUGGCAGGUGAAAGAUGUCAUGAAAGAUAUUAUGUCAGACCUGCAGCAGACAAACAGUGAGAAGAUUCUGUUGAGUUGGGUUCGGCAGUCCACAAGACUUUAUGCCCAAGUCAAUGUUCUGAACUUCACAACCAGUUGGUCAGAUGGACUUGCCUUCAAUGCAAUCAUCCACCGACACAAACCUGACCUCUUCAGCUGGGAUAGAGUUACAAAAAUGUCCCCCAUUGAGAGAUUGGAGCAUGCUUUUACCAAAGCUCAAAACCAUCUGGGAAUUGAAAAGCUGUUAGAUCCUGAAGAUGUUGCCGUUCAGCUUCCCGACAAAAAAUCCAUAAUUAUGUAUUUGACAUCUUUGUUUGAGGUGCUUCCUCAGCAAAUCACCAUGGAAGACAUCCGGGAGGUAGAAACCCUUCCAAGGAGAUACAAGAAAGAAUGUGAAGAAGGAGAAUUUCAUGUACAAAACAUAGCACCAGGAGAGCAUGAAGAUCUUAGAGCUGAAACUCCCAGCCUGGUCACAGAGGUGGAUAUGGACCUGGAUAGUUACCAAGAGGCUUUGGAGGAAGUCUUAACAUGGCUACUUUCAGCAGAGGAUACUUUUCAGGAACAAGAUGACAUCUCUAAAGAUGUUGAGCAAGUUAAAGAUCAGUUUGCCACCCAUGAAGCUUUUAUGAUGAAGCUGACCGCACACCAGAGUAGUGUGGGUAGCGUACUGCAGGCUGGGAACCAACUAAUAGCACAAGGCAAUCUAUCAGAAGAAGAGGAGUACGAGAUUCAGGAACAAAUGACUCUGUUGAACUCUAGAUGGGAAGCACUAAGAGUGGAAAGCAUGGACAGGCAGUCUCGCCUGCAUGAUGUUUUGAUGGAGUUGCAGAAGGAGCAGUUGCAGCAGCUCUCUGACUGGUUGACUGUCACUGAAGAACGCAUUCAAAAAAUGGAAACCUUCCCUUUGGAUGAUGAUUUACAGUCCCUACAAAAGCAACUGAAAGAACAUAAAGCACUGCAGAAUGAUCUUGAGGCAGAACAGGUCAAGGUUAAUUCCUUAACUCACAUGGUGGUGAUUGUUGAUGAGAAUAGUGGUGAGAGUGCCACAGCGGUGUUGGAGGACCAGCUGCAGAAACUUGGAGAGCGCUGGACAGCCGUCUGUCGUUGGACGGAGGAUCGCUGGAACAAACUUCAAGAGAUUAACUUGUUAUGGCAGGAACUCUUGGAAGAGCAGUGUUUGUUGAAAGCCUGGUUAACUGAGAAAGAAGAGGCUCUAAAUAAAGUCCAGACAAGCAACUUCAAAGACCAAACAGAGCUAAGCGUCCAUGUUCGGCGACUGGCAAUCUUGAAGGAAGAUAUGGAAAUGAAGCGACAGACAUUAGAUCAACUAAGUGAGAUUGGUCAGGAUGUGGGACAACUCCUCAGUAACCCCAGGGCUUCUAAGAAGAUCAUCAGUGAUUCAGAGAAACUCACCCAGAGAUGGGACUGUUUGGUUCAGAAGCUGGAGGACUUCUCUAACCAGGUUACCCAAGCUGUGGCCAAGCUAGGAAUGGCCCAAGCUCCACAGAGGGUUUUGACAGAAAUUGUCUCCACUAGGGAAGUAAAAAAAUCCAAGCAAGAACUGCCUCCUCCUCCUCCACCAAAAAAGAGGCAGAUACAUGUGGAUAUUGAAGUUAAGAAAAAGUUUGAUGUUGAAAAUGCUGAGCUGUUGAACUGGAUUUUGCAAUCAAAGGCUGCCAUUCAGGCCACAGAGAUCAAAGAAUUUAAGAAGAUGAGAGACACCAUGGACUUGAAAGAGAAGUUGAAGGUAUUGGAAAAAGAGCGGGCUGAAAGAAAUCCCAAACUAGAUGAAUUAAACCAAGAUGGACGAAACCUCUUGGAGCAAAUGGAAAAAGAAGGAAUUCCUACUGAAGACAUGAAAAAUGCUUUGGAGAUGACACUUUCACAAUGGAAUGAUAUUGUUCGGUGUCUGGAAGAUACAGCAAGAAAGAUUCAGCUCCAGGAGGACAUAAAUUCUUACUUCAAAGAGCUGGGUACCCUUGAAAAGACCAUAAAAGAAAAGGAGGAGUGGGUGAAAAAUGCUUUUGCCCCUUCACAGCAGCUAUCACCAGGCCUGAAGGAUUCAUGUCAGAGGGAGCUAACCCACUUACUGAGUCUCUGCCCACGAGUUGAAAAGCUGAGUGCCAGUUGCGUGUCAUUGAAGUCUCAACCCGCUGUUCCACAUUUCAUUCAGAAAAGUCUGGACAGCUUUAUGGAUCGCUACACAUCUGUCCGGCAGAAACUAGAAGAAUGUCAGCAGCAUUCGGAGAAAGAACUCAAGAGUCAGGGCUACAUGGAGGCAUUGCAGAGGCUGAAGGAUGCGUUAAGUGAUACAGAAAGCAGAGCUCAGGUCACUCUGAAUACCCUGAGUGACCCCAUUAAAGUGGAGAAGGCCCUGCAGCAAAAAAAGAUGCUUGAUGACAUCCUUGAGGAUCAAAAACCUGUGUUACGUCAACUUUCAGAAGAAGCAAAAGCUCUGGAGAAACAGACACCAUCUGAUUUAGGAAAGAUUUACAAGCAACAGUUUGAGACUCUACAAGAAAAGUGGGACAAGCUAAAGAGCAAGGUUACAAAAGAUGCUGAUCUACUGGAAGAAAUCAUUCCCAAACUGAGGGUGUUUGAGGCUGAUUCAAAAGUCAUUCAGAAGUGGAUGGAUGGUGUGAAAGAUUUCUUAAUGAAAGAACAGGCUGUCCAAGGAGAUUGUGAAGGACUUCAAAGACAGCUUGACCAAUGCACAGAAUUUGUUAAUAAAAUGGACAUGAUUGAGUCAACAUUUAAAGAAAUGAAAGAUAUAGAAGCUACCUUAAGAAGUCAACCGGUCACAGGAGUUAAAACAUGGAUGCAAACCAAGCUGGUGGACUAUCAAUCCCAGUGGGAGAAAUAUAGCAAACAGAUUGCUUUUCAGAAGAAUAGGUUGUCUGAAAGUCAGGAAAAAGCUGUGAACCUGAAGAAGGAUUUGGCGGAGAUGCAGGAGUGGAUGACCCAAGCUGAAGAAGAGUACUUGGAGAAAGAUUUUGAAUAUAAAUCACCAGAAGAACUUGAGGGUGCUGUUGAAGAAAUGAAGAGAGCGAAAGAGGAUGUGUUGCAGAAAGAGGUGCGAGUGAAGAUUUUAAAAGACAACAUCAAGUUGUUAGCGGCAAAAGCGCCAUCUGGUGGCCAGGAACUAACAUCUGAGCUGAAUGUUGUGUUGGAGAACUAUCAACUUCUUUGUAAUCGAAUUAGAGGAAAAUGCCAUACUCUAGAGGAAGUAUGGUCUUGCUGGAUUGAAUUACUUCAGUAUUUGGAUCUGGAAACAGCUUGGCUGAACACUUUGGAGGAGAGGGUUCAAAGCACAGAAACCUUUCUUGAUAAAGCAGAAGCUGUCAAUGAGGCCCUUGAGUCCUUGGAAUCUGUUCUGCGCCACCCAGCAGAUAAUCGAACUCAGAUCCGUGAGCUAGGUCAGACGUUGAUUGACGGAGGGAUUCUUGAUGACAUCAUCAGUGAGAAGUUAGAGGUUUUCAAUAGCCGCUAUGAAGAACUGAGCCACUUGGCAGAGAACAAGCAGAUUUCUUUGGAGCAACAACUGCAGACCCUGCAGGACACGGAUCACAUGCUGCAAGUCUUGCAAGAGAGCCUAGCUGAACUGGAUAAACAGUUAACAACAUACUUGACGGAUAGGGUUGAUGCCUUGCAGGUCCCACAAGAGGCACAGAAAAUUCAAGCAGAGAUUUCGGCCCAUGAGCUAACACUAGAGGAGCUGAGGAGAAGUGUGCGAUCCCAGGUACCAUCCAGUCCAGAAGGCAGAACUCCUCGAGGAGGCAGUCAGCUGGAUGUGCUACAGAGGAAACUUCGUGAAGUGUUCACAAAGUACCAGCUUUUCCAGAAGCCUGCUAAUUUUGAACAGCGCAUGCUUGAUUGCAAGCGAGUUCUAGAUGGGGUAAAAGCAGAACUCCAUGUUCUGGAUGUUAAGGACACUGAUCCAGAUGUAAUCCAGACUCACUUGGACAGAUGUAUGAAGCUCUAUAAAACUUUGAGUGAGGUUAAGCUUGAAGUGGAGACCGUAAUCAAAACAGGAAGGCAGAUUGUCCAGAAGCAGCAAACGGACAAUCCGAAAGGGAUGGAUGAACAGCUUACUGCCCUGAAGUUCCUCUAUAAUGACCUGGGGGCACAGGUGACAGAAGGAAAGCAAGAUUUGGAGCGUGCUUGUCAGUUAGCCCGGAAAAUGAAGAAAGAAGUGGCCUCCCUGUCUGAUUGGCUAGCUGUUACUGAGGCUGAGUUAGUCCAGAAGUCCACUGCAGAAGGUUCAGUUUCUGACUUGGAUUCAGAAAUUGCCUGGGCUAAAAAUACAAUGAAGGACCUGGAAAAAAGAAAAGCUGACUUAAAUACUAUCACAGAGAGCAGCACAGCUCUCCAGAGUUUGGUUGAGGGUAGUGAGACCAUCCUGGAGGAAAAGCUGUGUGUUCUCAAUGCUGGAUGGAGUAGAGUCCGCACCUGGACUGAAGAUUGGUGCAAUACGCUAUUGAACCACCAGAGCCAACUGGAGAUAUUUGAUGGACAUGUUGCUCACAUCAGUACCUGGCUCUACCAAGCUGAAGCUCUGUUGGAUGAAAUUGAAAACAAGCCAGCAAGUAAAAGGGAAGAAAUUGUGAAGCGUUUGAUAGCUGAGCUGGAUGAUGCAAGUCUCCGAGUGGAAAAUGUCCGUGACCAAGCCGUUAUCCUGAUGAACAGCCGUGGUGUGGCAUGCAGUGAGCUUGUUGAACCUAAAUUAGCUGAACUGAAUAGAAAUUUUGAAAAGGUUUCCCAACACAUUAAAAGCGCUAAAAUAUUAAUCAAUCAAGAGCCUUUGUCAUAUAAAAUGUUUGUAAAGCCAGAAUGCUAUGAAGUCACUCUACCUUCUGCAGACCUGGAAAGACUAGAAAGGGACUUACAAAAUAUGCUAAGGGUUGUGGAAAGGCAUCUGGAAUCCAGUGAUGAAGAUGAAAAGAUGGAUGAGGAGAAAGCUCAGAUUGAGGAAGUUCUCCAGAGAGGAGAGCAGAUGCUUCAGCAGCCCAUGGAGGCUAACAAGAGGGAGAAAAUUCGUCUGCAGUUGCUCCUUCUGCAGACAAGACACAACAACAUAAAGGCAGUCCCCUCACAGCAGAGAAUAACGGGCCAAUACCCACCUGGAAUUGGGUCAUCUGCUCUCCCUACUGAUUAUCUGGUUGAAAUUAACAAGAUUCUGCUGUCCAUGGCAGAUGUUGAGCUAUUGCUAAAUGCACCGGAACUUAAUGCUGGGGUCUACGAAGAUUUUUCAAUUCAAGAAGACUCACUGAAGAACAUCAAAGACCUACUGGACAAACUUGGGGACCAGAUUGCCGUCAUUCAUGAGAAGCAGCCUGAUGUAAUACUUGAAGCUUCUGGACCGGAAGCUGUUCAGAUUGGGGAUUCACUAACCCAGUUGAAUGCAAAGUGGGACAGAAUUAAUAGAAUGUACAAUGAUCGUAAGGGUUAUUUCGAUAGGGCAGUAGAAGAAUGGAGACAGUUCCAUUGCGACAUCAAUGACCUCACUCAGUGGGUGUCAGAAGCUGAGCAGUUACUGGCAGAUACCCAGGCUCCUGAUGGGAGUGUGGAUACACAGAAGGCUGAAAUGCACCAGCAGGAACUUGAAGAGGGAGUUAGCAGCCACCAGUCCAGCCUCUCAGCAUUAAACCGGACUGGAGAAGGAAUCAUACAGAAACUUUCCACGGCUGAUGGGAGCUUUCUGCAAGAGAAGUUGACAGGGUUAAACAACCGCUUCAGCAGAAUCGUGGCAGAAGUGAUGGACAGACAACAGAGGUUGAGAGGAGAAAGUGAACGACUAAUGGAAUAUAAGAAACAGAUGGAUGAAAUUGACUGCUGGAUAGAAAAGGCUGAAAAUACAGUGGAAAUGAGAUCUUCAUCUAAACCUGAAGAAAAACUGCAAGAAUUCAAGGACUUAGCCAAGGAGACUGAGGUACAAGCAGAAAAACUGAAGUGGCUGACUAGAACUGAACCGGAGAUGCUGUUACAUGAAAGUUUAGACUCCAGGGAAAGAGAUGAAAUUUCUGAAAGAUUAAGGAUUCUCAAUAUAAAAUGGAAUAAGGUAUCCAGAAAAAUCUCCAAUACAGUCAAAGAUUUGGAAGAAUACGGUCAGGAACCCUGUUAUAUGACACAGUCAAAGCUUUCUGCUUAUCCCAUGGCCCAAAAGGUGGUGCUAGUUUCAUCUACCUCAGAAAUUCCUGCUCAGACUCAGCAGGCUUUGGAACUUUCACUACCUGCUGAUCUGGAUAAAACUACUACUGAGCUAGCUGACUGGUUGAUAUUGAUUGACCAGAUGCUCAAGUCCAACAUUGUCACUGUGGGGAGUGCAGAAGAGAUCAAUCAGACAAUUGCACGCAUGAAAAUCACUAUGGCAGAUUUAGAGCAGCGUCAUCCUCAGUUGGAUUCGGUUUUUACUCUGGCUCAGAAUUUGAAAAAUAAAACAUCUAGUUCAGAUGUGCGAACGGCAAUCACAGAAAAAUUGGAGAAGGUGAAGAACCAGUGGGACAAUACUCAACACGGAGUGGAAGUGCGACAGCAGCAAUUACAGGACAUGCUUUCUGACAGCCUGCAAUGGAAUGAUCAACAACAAGAAACAGAACAACUUUUUAGGCACUAUGAAGUUCGAUUUCAUGCUCUUCUACAGGCCCCAAAGGAGCCCCUCAUCCAACAGCUGCCAGAAAAUAAAGUGUUAGCUCAAGACUUGCAUAGAGGAGAGAUCACCAUAGCGGCAUUCAAUGACCUCUCAAAGAAACUACUUCGAGACUACAGUGGUGAUGACACUCGGAAAGUGAAGGAAGUGACAGACCAGUUGAAUACAUCUUGGAUUAACCUGAAUCAAAGUAUCAGUGAUCGACAGAGCACUCUAGAGGCUGAGCUGAGGACGGUGCAGGCCUCACUCAAGGAUCUGGAAAGCUUCCUUAAGUGGAUUCAAGAAGCAGAAACCACAGUUAACGUGCUCUCAGAUGCCUCUCAACGAGAGAAUGCUCUUCAAGAUGAUGUUUUAAUGAGGGAGUUUAAAAAGCAGAUGAAGGACAUCCAAGCAGAAAUUGAUGCCCACAAUGACAUCUUUAAGAGCAUUGAUGGAAAUAGGCAGAAGAUGGUAAAGGCCUUGGGAAACUCAGACGAGGCAGCACUGCUCCAACACCGACUUGAUGAUAUGAACCAGAGAUGGAAUGACUUGAAAGCCAAGUCUGCUAGCAUCAGAGCUCACUUAGAGGCCAGUGCUGAGAAAUGGAACAGGUUGUUGGCAUCCUUGGAAGAGUUGGUCAAGUGGCUGAAUCUGAAAGAUGAGGAGCUUAACCAACAGAUGCCCAUUGGAGGAGAUGUUCCAGCCUUACAAGAACAAUACGACCACUGUAAAGCCCUGAGGCGUGAAUUAAAGGAUAAAGAGCAAAUUGUAUUGAAUGCUGUAGACCAAGCCCGAGUUUUUCUUGCUGACCAGCCAGUCGAGGGCCUUGAAGAGCCAAGAAGACACCUGCAGUCGAAAACAGAAUUGACUCCUGAAGAGAAAGCUCAGAAGAUUGCUAAAGCCAUGCGCCAACAGUCUUCAGAAGUGAAAGGCAAGUGGGAGAGUCUAAAUGCUGUCUCCAGCAGUUGGCAGAAGCAAGUGGACAAGGCCCUGGAGAAACUUAAGGACCUGCAGGGUGCGAUGGAUGACCUCGAUGCGGACAUGAAAGAGGCGGAGACUGUGCGGAAUGGAUGGAAGCCAGUGGGAGACUUACUCAUUGACUCACUGCAGGAUCAUAUUGAUAAAACCACAGCCUUCAGAGAAGAGAUUGCACCAAUCAAUUUAAAGGUUAAAACAAUGAAUGAUUUAUCCAGUCAGCUUUCUCCACUUGAUCUCCACCCAUCCUUAAAGAUGUGUCGACAACUAGAUGAUCUUAACAUGCGUUGGAAACUUCUGCAGGUUUCCGUGGAAGAUCGCCUUAAGCAGCUACAGGAAGCACAUAGAGACUUCGGACCUUCUUCUCAGCACUUUCUUUCCACUUCCGUCCAGCUUCCGUGGCAGAGAUCGGUUUCACAUAACAAAGUGCCCUAUUAUAUCAAUCAUCAGACACAAACAACCUGUUGGGAUCAUCCUAAAAUGACUGAACUCUUUCAAUCCCUAGCUGAUCUGAACAACGUACGUUUCUCUGCCUACCGCACAGCCAUCAAAAUCCGAAGAUUACAAAAAGCACUAUGUUUGGAUCUCUUGGAAUUGAACACAACCAAUGAAGUUUUCCAACAGCACAAACUGAACCAAAAUGAUCAGCUCCUCAGUGUACCAGACGUGAUCAACUGUCUCACAACAACUUACGAUGGGCUUGAACAGAAGCAUAAAGACCUUGUCAACGUUCCCCUCUGUGUUGAUAUGUGUCUCAACUGGUUGCUCAAUGUAUAUGACACGGGUCGGACUGGGAAAAUCAGAGUGCAGUCCCUGAAGAUUGGAUUGAUAUCACUGUCUAAAGGCCUUCUGGAAGAAAAAUAUAGAUAUCUCUUUAAGGAGGUAGCAGGGCCUACAGAAAUGUGUGACCAAAGGCAGCUUGGCCUUUUACUUCAUGAUGCCAUCCAGAUCCCUCGACAACUUGGUGAAGUAGCUGCCUUUGGUGGUAGUAAUAUUGAACCUAGUGUUCGCAGUUGCUUCCAGCAGAAUAACAACAAACCAGAAAUAAAUGUGAAGCAGUUUAUAGACUGGAUGCAUCUAGAGCCACAGUCAGUGGUAUGGCUACCAGUUUUACAUAGAGUAGCAGCAGCAGAGACUGCAAAACAUCAAGCAAAGUGUAACAUCUGCAAGGAAUGUCCAAUUGUCGGCUUCAGGUACAGAAGCCUAAAGCAUUUCAACUAUGAUGUCUGCCAGAGCUGCUUCUUCUCGGGUCGAACAGCAAAGGGCCAUAAAUUGCACUACCCAAUGGUGGAAUACUGCAUACCUACAACAUCUGGAGAAGAUGUUCGGGAUUUCACCAAAGUGCUGAAGAACAAGUUCAGGUCCAAAAAGUAUUUUGCCAAACACCCUCGACUUGGCUACCUGCCUGUGCAGACAGUUCUUGAAGGUGACAACUUAGAAACCCCUAUUACCCUCAUCAGUAUGUGGCCAGAGCAAUAUGAUCCUUCCCAGUCUCCACAGCUGUUUCAUGAUGAUACCCAUUCCAGAAUAGAGCAGUAUGCUACAAGGCUGGCUCAAAUGGAAAGGACCAAUGGCUCCCUGCUCACAGAUAGCAGCUCCACUACAGGAAGUGUGGAGGAUGAACAUUCUCUGAUCCACCAAUACUGUCAGACACUGGGAGGGGAAUCCCCAGUGAGCCAGCCACAGAGUCCCGCCCAGAUCCUGAAGUCUGUGGAAAGGGAGGAGCGGGGAGAACUGGAACGAAUCAUCGCUGACCUGGAGGAAGAGCAAAGAAUCCUGCAGGUGGAAUAUGAGCAGCUGAAGGAACAGCACCUUAAAAGAGGGAUAAGCCCUCUUAGCUCACCCCCCAACUCCGUCGUAUCUCCUCAGCAUCCGUCUGGAGAUUCUGAGCUUAUAGCAGAAGCCAGACUCCUCAGGCAGCACAAGGGUCGUCUGGAAGCCAGGAUGCAGAUCUUGGAAGAUCACAAUAAGCAGUUGGAAUCUCAGCUUCACCGACUACGACAGCUGCUUGAGCAGCCUGAAUCUAAUGCCAGAAUCAACGGCAUCUCUCCCUGGUCUUCACCACAGCAUUCUGCACUCAGCUAUUCACUUGAUCAAGAUGCCAGCUCACAGUUCAACCAGACAGCCGCAGAUGAUUUGUUGGUUCCGCCGCAGCCCACUAGCACGGAUCUCACAGAUGUCAUGGAGCAAAUCAACAGCACAUUUCCUUCUUGCCACUCAAAUCUCACUGGCAGAACACAGGCAAUGUGAAAUAUUCACCCAGGCAACCAACACUUCCUGACAUAUAGUACUGCCCUUUUCAGCAAAGGCCUGUUCCAACAUCCAUUUAAUCAGAAGCUGCAUGGCACCUUGAAACACAUUCUGUUUAGCUCUGACUGUGUGUUCUACUGAAGGAGUAAAACACUGAAUAUCCAAAGAUGGGGAUGUUGUGUUUUUAUAAUAACCAUUGGUUCUUAUUUUCUUCUUCCCUUUCUAUGCAAUUGUAAAUUAACGAACAGAGAGGUAUUUGGAAAUGGUUAUACAUUUGUCUUUGAUUUGUUUAUAUAAAUAUACAGUACUGGGAAAGGGGGCGGGGGCUUUAUAUACAGUUCCUUUUUUAACAACCAUAAGGAGAUUGCAUAAAGAAUCAGAAGCAAAAUGUUGCAUUUUUACAUUCCUUUCUGUUCCUCAGUCACCUUGUAAAAUAACUUCAUUAUCUUUUGACACUCUUGCCAUUCUGUACAGAUUAUUUAUAUUCACUUGCCAUUGGACCUUAUAUAUUUCUGAAGAUCCUAUCUAUAACUGUUUCUUGACUUAUCCAAAUUAAUAAUAAUCAACUAUUACUAAUUAUUGAUUAAUAUUAAUUAACUACUAUAACGAUUAAAUCUCACACCAGAGCAGUGUGCAUAUUACGUCACUUCACCUAACCCUGUGCACUCAUUUUGGAUAUCUUUGAGCUCUUGAACAAAAAUAAAAAUUUCACGUGCCCAAGUUUCAUUUUAUUGAGCUAUUUUUGAUUUACCCACAUUGUAGGUUGGUGUUCAUACUCUUAAUAGAUUUCAAAUGUCACUCCGUAGGAGUUCAAAAGAUAAAAAAACAUCCAUUAGUUUCUUCUCUCCUAUUAAGCAUGUGUUCAUUUUUACCCCAAAACUAUAUCUUCACAUCUUUUCCCAUUUUCCACUGUCUAUAUCUGUCAUGAAAUAUAAGCCAGCCCCUCCCCAAAUUGCAGAUGGAUAGUUGAGCGCCAAAAUGUGUUUGAUUUGCCCUUUGAGAGUGUAUUUUUCAUUGUUACUUUUUUAAAAGCCUUUUCAAUUUCCACUGUCUAGAUGUUAAUUUAAUUCUGAAAGCCCAAGUUAACCAAAUACCAUUCCUUCAUACUUGCUGACUCCUUUCUUCUAGGUAGGGGGUCAGAUUACUGGUUCUGGUUCAUUGAAGUCCGCAUUAGGAUAGCAGGUCCUGUUCCACAAAUUGGCCCUUGGUCACUUUCAGGAUCCAUAUCUAAUUAGUGAAUUUCAACAAGCCAUAGGGUUUAUCAAUCAAUCAAUCAUUUAUUGAGCGCUUUCUGUGUGCAGACCACUAUACUAAGCGCUUGGGAGAGUACAGUACAACGAAUUUGGUAGACGCAUGCUUCCCACAAGGAGCUUGUAGCCUAGAAGGGGAGCUUAGAGUCUAGAGGGUUUGUAAACAAGUCAGGAAGCUUGUGCCCUAUCUUAGACAAAGAAGACUUUACGUCACAGAAGGAAGUCUCCAAAUGUGUUUAGGAUCUGCUGAACACUUUUAUUCGGACAUAGGGGCUGAUAAAAUUUUGUGAUAUCUCUCCUUUGCUUCUCAUCAAUUAUUUUGGCCCAGGUGGAGGCCCAAAGUGAGCAAUUUUAUGAAGUAGGCUCCAUUUUAUCCCAUCUUUUUUGGAAGGGUUUGGGUGGGGUGGGGGUUGGGUUGUAUUUGCAGCAUAGAUAUUUUGAGAAGAAGAAAAAAUGUUUUAUACUAGAGGAAAGCCAUGACCACCUUUCUACCUCAGACCCAUCUUCAUUCAUAAUAUUUGGAAUAGCUUUAUGCUGCUGUUUUCUGCAAAGUCUGUAGCUUUUACUGGACCACAGCAAAUACAAGGAAAAUGCCUCUUUAAGGGAAAAAAAACUCCCUUAACUCUGAAAUUCUCAAUUGUAGAUUUGGUGUCUUAUUAUUAUUUUGAGAGGUAUCGUAUAAAAUUUGUUUUCUGCCUGUAUUUGUGUGCAAAACAUGUCCUCUAUUCUGCUACUGAGUAAAAGCUCCUUAAAACACUACAUUGUAACAUUUUUCCUCUGAAUAAUACAAUAAAUAUAUUGCAGUAACAUUUAAAAAAGGUAUGUAGUUCUUUUGAAGUGCAUAGUAAAGAACUGAUAACACCACAGUUUAAUCUUGGUUACAUGCUGUAUUUUUCAUUCUGAAUAAAAGUAAUUUUUAACACAAAA